Messenger RNA from Trypanosoma cruzi, 1119 nucleotides. RefSeq names its product fructose-bisphosphate aldolase, glycosomal, putative. Gene Ontology annotation, cellular component: cytosol. Gene Ontology annotation, molecular function: fructose-bisphosphate aldolase activity. The coding region runs from base 1 to 1119 and encodes 372 amino acids. The transcript has a single exon. Lineage: Eukaryota; Euglenozoa; Kinetoplastea; Trypanosomatida; Trypanosomatidae. The record is from RefSeq and is a predicted model, not a curated record. Gene Ontology annotation, biological process: glycolytic process; fructose 1,6-bisphosphate metabolic process.
AUGGCUCAGCGUGUGGAAGUUUUGCAGACGCAGCUGCCAGCGUACAACCGCCUGAAGACCCCGUACGAGGCGGAGCUCAUCGCGACGGCCAAGAAGAUGACGGCACCCGGUAAGGGCCUGCUCGCCGCUGACGAAUCCAUUGGAUCUUGCGCGAAGCGCUUUGCUCCGUUGGGCCUAAGCAACACGGAGGAACACCGCCGCCAGUACCGCGCACUGAUGCUUGAGUGCGAGGGCAUGGAGCAGUACAUCAGCGGCGUCAUCCUGCACGACGAAACGGUGUACCAGAAGGCAAGCACCGGUGAGACGUUUGUGCAACUGCUGCAGCGCAAGGGCGUGGUGCCUGGCAUCAAGACAGAUAUGGGCCUGAACCCCCUGGUGGAGGGUGCUGAAGGCGAGCAGAUGACGGGGGGUCUUGACGGCUACGUUGAGCGCGCGCGGAAGUACUACUCGUUGGGCUGCCGCUUCUGCAAGUGGCGCAACGUGUACAAGAUUCAGAACGGCACCGUGUCGGAGGCAGCCGUGCGCUUCAACGCCGAGACCCUUGCCCGCUACGCUGUGCUCUCGCAGCUGAGCGGACUCGUCCCCAUCGUUGAGCCGGAGGUUAUGAUUGACGGCACGCACAGCAUUGAGACGUGCCAGCGCGUCUCGCAGCACGUGUGGGCGGAGGUGGUGACUGCCCUCCACCGCCACGGCGUGAUGUGGGAGGGAUGCCUGCUGAAGCCCAACAUGGUGGUGCCCGGCGCGGAAUCUGGUGUGAGGGCAACGCCCGGGCAGGUGGCGCAGUACACCGUGUCGACACUUGCCCGUGUGCUUCCUCCAGCGCUCCCCGGCGUGACGUUCCUGUCGGGUGGUCUCAGCGAAGUGCAGGCUUCGGAGUACCUGAACGCCAUGAACAUUUGCAAUCUGCCGCGCCCGUGGAAGCUAACCUUCUCGUACGCCCGCGCCCUGCAGUCCAGCGCUCUCAAGGCGUGGGGCGGCAAGGACUCCGGCAUCGCUGCUGGCCGCCGCGCGUUCAUGCACCGUGCCAAGAUGAACUCGCUUGCUCAACUUGGUCGCUACAACCGUGCCGAAGAUGACAAGGAGUCGCAUUCGCUGUACGUCGCUGGAAAUUCGUACUGA